CUGGGGUGGUGGGCCUGACUCCAGGGGUGGGAAAACCCCAAUUUCAAGGACGCGGUGGCACUUUGAGCUUUUCCAAUCUGAACCAGGUGUAUGGAAGGAAGCAACUGCUGUCUCCCGGCUUGAACAGUGAGCAGUGGUUAUCAAACUUUAGUGUCCUGUAGGGACACCUGGGAGGUUGUCAGAAAUGCUCAUUUUAGGGCCCCGCAUCAGACAGACUCUAAGAUUCUGAGGUAGAGGUUCAGAAUCUUCAGUUUAACCAGGUAGCCAGGUGAUUCCAAUGCAGGUGGUUCACGGACCACACUUUGAGAAACGCCGACUGCAGUGUUUUCCUUCCUAAGCUAGAACCGGGACAGGCAUUUUGGAGAGAACUCACCACACUUUUCAAAGAAUGUGUGUUCUUCACUUCUCAGUGUUCUGGUGUAUGUAUACAUGAAGUGUUGGACAAAGACAAAGUGUCUCAGUUUUGAAGAUAACUGCUUAGCAAAGGAGAGAGUAAUUUGAGCAUUUGAAGCUGCCUGCUGAGGGGGUUGUGAAUUUUCUCUUUUAAAGCCUCAGAGGACUUGUAAGUGGAAUAUAUCUGCUUUUGGAUUUGCACCCACAAAGCUAAGACGCUUUGAGACAUGUUCUUGUAAAAUCUUGCUGAUGACAAUAGUAACAGGUUAUGCUUCUCCUAGGGAUGUCACUUCCUUAGAAUUGUGAUGGAGCAAGGUUAUGAUGCAGAUAGCAUAGUCGUGUAUUGACAUGCUGUAGUUUAUAUAUAAUUGCUAUAAUUCACUUUUAAUGAUGAAUGGAGCUCAGCCUUCUAAUCUUUCAUUUUAUGGGGAAGUAAGUGAGGUUCUUGCCUCAAAGGUGUUGUGCAAAGGAAGAUGAAUACGUGUUGGGAGUUGAUAAACCCUACGGUACAUCUUUUUAUUUCUUGGAGCCUGUAAAACUCGAGUUACUGAUUUCCAAGAACUACAGAUGUUUUGUCCAUAGAUGUAUUUUCACUGGAGUUCCUGAUUUGCUCAAGGAACAGACAUAGCAGUUGUCAGUAUGUGGAAGUUUUGUGUUUCUGUUUAAUUUGGUUGGGCAUGUGAAAUUUGAAGAUUUUGAAGUUCCUAAAUAUUUUUUUCUGAUUCAGUCAAAAUCAGACGUUUUUGGCUAACUUUCAGGAUAUCUUGGAGAUUUCAGGACUUCUCCAACGUUGCUUCACCUGGAAACAAAUUUAGGCCUGAAAGGGAGUAGGGGAAAGCCAAAAGGAUGUAUCCUCUUUCUCCUCGAGUUCAAGUCUUGGGUGUUCAUUGAAACCCUCUUCUGAGUUCUUGUUAUGCAGGUGUUUAUGACUCUGGGCACCCAAAGGUAAUUUGCUUGCCAGACUUUUACUUGUUAGAGCGAGGUGAAAGUACUUUUAAAUCUUGUGUUAUUUAUGUCCUGACAAAAUUCUGAAGUCCAUUUGUCUCAAAAUUCCCUUGGCUCUUACUAGUAGUUGAAAGCCUCUUUAGGUGUUUGAAUUUGCCGUGAUCUCAACUCCACCAUUCAGGUUGCUAUCUCUGUUUUAUCAUUGAAUUACCUUCAUGCCAGAUUUUCAUUAAAAAUAGGAAUUACUUUAUGGUGCAUUUUACAUGGGAAAGAGGACUCAUGAGAAUGUGGUGUGUAGUUUCGUGUGUCUUUUUAUGUGUCUUGAAGUUUUCUUGCCUUUGAAUGGGACUUGUUAAAUUAAGGGGAGAGUUUUUAGAGUCCUCUCCCCACUUUCUUACUGGAAAGUUUGUGAGUGCUACACCAGACAGCGAAGCCGAAGCCGGACUGGGAGCAAGUUGUAGGGGUAGGGCGGUUGGGCCACCUGAACACUUCUCUUGGGACAGGGGAAUUUGGAGUGCUUGUUAUGGCAAUCAGAUGCAUUUGCUUGGGGGCAGUUUCAGAUUGCUCCUGGCCUUCUUCAGAUUGGCGGCUAGGAUAAUACUGGUAGCCUUAAAAAAAAAAAAUUUUUUUUUUCUCACGCCCUCCAGUAAAGAGGCAAAUUCUGAAGAAUUUCAGUAGAACAGUGUAGUGUACUCCAGGAGAUGGAUUUUUGCACAUGUUAAUUAUGUUGUUGAGAAGUACUAGAUGUUCUUCUUCCAAACAUUUUAGAGUUUUUUCUAGAUGUAAGAAGUAGACUUUAGGAGGUUGGGUGGGUAUAAAUCCUCCUGCUGUUAAGUUAGGAGCAACUUGUUUGGGAGAAGAUAGCCAAGGGGAUUUCCCUUCAAAUUGAGUGCCCUUAAAUGGAUUCUCUCUGGCUUUGAGAAACUCUGCAUUGCAUGCUCUAUCUUUCACUUUGAUUCAUGACUGACCAUUCUUACAUCAAACAUUUUUUUCCCUUUGAAGUAGGAGAAGCGAUACUUUAAAAAGAAAUAGUGUGCUUUUUUUUGUACAUUAGAAAUAAAACACUGCUGAAUUGUUCUUAUACUAAAAGUUGGGUGCAUACAGAGUUUUAAUAAAAGUGAGUACUUUGUAUCUUUUGAUGUAACUUCCUUUUAGAGAUUUUGAUUCCCUUGCUUUAGAUUCUCAGGGCCUUCCUGACUGCUGCUUAAAUAACUGGUAGCUAAUUUUUCAGUCAUGCUUCUUAAAAAACAAAAACAAACAAAAAAACUCCACCCUACAAAAAUUCUCUAGCUCAGCUCACACUUAAUUAAGUGUCAAAGAAAUGAUAUCUUGUGGCAGCGAACACUAGUAGCUUACAAAACCACUGCCGUCGAGCCGAUUCCGACUCAUAGCGACCCUAUAGGAUGGGUUAGAACUGCCCCGAAGAGUUUCCAAGGAGGAUUCGAACUGCCGACCUUUUGGUUAGCAGCCGUAGCACUUAACCACUACACCAGCUUAAAAAAAAGUUUUUUUAUACAGGUUUUAUUGUGGGUUUGGUUAAGUCAACAUUGCAUAUCUUGGUACUUGUUAGAUUCUUGGAUUACAAAGAUGGCUGAGGCAUGCUCCUGAGGAGCUUUUGGUUUUCUAGGGGAGGGGAGGAUCCAUACACAUAAAUAGUAUUUCAUUACAGGCAUGAUAACUGCCAUCAGAGAUGUAUACAAUAGGGUAAACAGACAUCCUGGCUCCUGCCUGUUGUCCUUUCACUCUCCAUUGUCUUGGUUUGAAAGAUAAAUUAUAUGUGUUGUGAAACUGUGGGGACACUGAAAAGAGACAUUUAACUCUGCCUGGCAGAAACCAGAGAAGGCUUCCUGGAAGAAGGUGUUUUCUGAGCUGACUUAUGAAGAGUGAGUAGGAGUUAGCCUCAUCACAGAGGACAUGAACAGGAGCUGGUGACAAGAAAGAUCACUGGGGUGUGUGCGUGUUUUGUAUGUAUUUGCAGGGCAGAGAGUGUGAGAGUGGGGUAGAACUACAAGUAGUUAUUGGAGCAUAAAAUUUGUAGGGUGUCAUUUUGGCAAUCAGGCAGAGACCAGAUUUUGAGGGUCUUGUGUGCCAUGCCACUGAACACCUACUCUGUGCCAGGCACUGUAGGGAUGGGCACUUACAUUAUCUCUAAUCUUGUAAAACAGCUCAGAGGAAGUCUUUAAUAUCCUUCAAAAGUGAGGUAACCAGGGCUCCAGUUGGGUAGGUAACUUGCCCAAGAUUUGAAGGCCAGAAUUUGAAUCCAGAGCUGUCUGGUUCUAAAGCCUGUGCUUUUCCAGUGUACCAUACGGACUCUGGGACCUUCCACUCUGCUGUAUGUGAUCAGGGAGAUGUUAAAGGAUUUUAAAGCAGCAAAGCGAUAGGACAGGUUUGCUUUGUUGGGGUGACCUCAAGCUGUAGCUCUGUCAGAGCAGAGAUUUGGUCUUGUUUAAUGAUGAAUCCCUAGAAUCCUGCCUGGCACAGAGUAGGUGCUCCAUUUAUUUGGUGAAUGAAGGAUGGUAGCAGAGGAAGAAUGUGUUUUGAGGAAGGCAGAGCUGGAUACAGGCAUAAUCAGUGAAGAGUCUCUUGUGUUGGGUCAGGUAAGAGACUGAGUGGGAUCCUCGGAGACAGGUGAGAGUGAAGGACGAUGCUUUGGUUUCUGAUUUAGGUGAUGACUGGACACACUGCCAACCAAGGUAGGAUAGUAGAAAAAGAGCAGAUCUGGAGGUUGGCAAUUCGAGUCUACCCAGAGUCCCUGUGAGUUGGAAUCGAUUCAGCGGCAACUAGUUUUAGAGUCCCUGGGUGGUGCAAGAGCUGGUUUUAGAGCCCCUGGGUGGUGGUGCAGGCAGUUAAGCUCUUGCCCACUAACCGAAAGGUUGGUGGUUCGUGUUCGCCCAGAAGCACCUCGGAAGAAAGUUCUGGUGAUCUGUUUCCAGAAACUCAGCCACUGAAAACCCUGUGGAGAAGAGUUCUCCUCCGACACACACGGGAUUGCUGGGAGUCAGAACCGGCUCGCUGGCAGCUGGCUUACUGACGACCGAGGGGGCGUGUCCAGAACCGGCUCGAUGGCAGCUGGCUUACUGACGAUCCAGGGGGCGUGUCCAGCACAGAAUUAAACGUUUGGCUCUGAAGCUUGGGGAGAAGUCAUGGUAGAGGUUUGAGAGUUAAUCAGUAUUUACGUGGUAGUUGAAACUGUAAGAGAGUAUCAUGUUACCCAAGGAGGAUAUGAAAAUUGAGAAGAAGGAAGCUCAGAAUGGGACCGUGGUAUUAGAAAACUACUCGGAUGCUCCAAUGACACCAAAACAGAUUCUGCAGGUCAUAGAGACAGAAGGACUAAAGGAAAUGAGUGGGACGUCCCCUCUGGCAUGCCUCAAUGCCAUGCUACAUUCCAAUUCAAGAGGAGGAGAGGGGCUGUUUUAUAAACUGCCUGGCCGAAUCAGCCUUUUCACACUCAAAAAGGAUGCCCUGCAGUGGUCUCGCAGUCCAGCUGCGGUGGAGGCAGAGGAGCCAGAGGACACAGCUGACGUGGAGAGCUGUGGGUCUAAUGAAGCUAGCACUGUGAGUGGUGAAAAUGAUGUGUCUCUCGAUGAAACAUCUUCAAAUGCUUCCUGUUCUACAGAAUCUCAGAGUCGGCCUCUUUCCAAUCCCAGGGAUAUCUACAGAGUGUCCUCUCAGGCAAACAAGCAAAAGAAAAAGACUGGGGUGAUGUUGCCUCGAGUUGUCCUGACUCCUCUGAAGGUAAACGGGGCCCACGUGGAAUCUGCAUCAGGGUUCUCAGGCCGCCAUGCUGAUGGCGAGAGCGGCAGCCCAUCCAGCAGCAGCAGCGGCUCUCUGGCCCUGGGCAGCGCUGCUAUUCGUGGCCAGGCCGAGGUCACCCGGGACCCUGCCCCGCUCCUGAGAGGCUUCCGGAAGCCGGCCACAGGUCAAAUGAAACGCAACAGAGGGGAGGAGAUAGAUUUUGAAACACCUGGGUCAAUUCUUGUCAACACCAACCUCCGUGCCCUGAUCAAUACUCGGACUUUCCAUGCCCUGCCGUCUCACUUCCAGCAGCAGCUCCUCUUCCUCCUACCUGAAGUGGACAGACAGGUGGGGACAGAUGGCCUAUUGCGUCUCAGUAGCAGUGCACUGAAUAAUGAGUUUUUCACCCAUGCAGCUCAGAGCUGGCGGGAACGCCUGGCUGACGGUGAAUUCACUCAUGAGAUGCAAGUCAGGAUACGACAGGAAAUGGAGAAGGAAAAGAAGGUGGAGCAAUGGAAAGAAAAAUUCUUCGAAGACUAUUACGGACAGAAGUUGGGUUUGACCAAAGAAGAGUCACUGCAGCAGAACUUGGGCCAGGAGGAGGCUGAAAUCAAGAGUAACUUACGUGUCCCAGGAGAAUCGGCAAGGCCACAGCGCAGUCUGGCUACCCGGCAGCGCGAUGGGCAUUUCAAGAAACGAUCUCGGCCAGAUCUCCGAACCAGAGCCAGACGGAACCUAUACAAAAAACAGGAGCCGGAACCAGCAGGGGCUGCUAAGGACGUGAAAUCUGUGGCGCCAGACAUGCCACUCUACAAGGAUGGAGAGGCUAAGGCCGACUCGGCGGGGGUGAGCAAUCCCCACCUGCCAGGCAUGUCCUCUCCAGCACCCGGCCCAGAGGGUCCCGAAUUCCCAGCUGAAUCUGCGGCUUCUCGAAUCCAGACCGAGCCAGAUGACUUGGCAUGUGCCUCUUCAGCUCCAGACAGAAUUCCCAGCUUGCCUCAGGAGACUGUGGAUCAGGAGCCCAAGGACCAGAAGAGGAAAUCCUUUGAGCAGGCGGCCUCUGCGUCCUUUCCCGAAAAGAAGCCCCGGCUUGAAGAUCGUCAGUCCUUUCGUAACACAAUUGAAAGUGUUCACCCCGAAAAGCCACAGCCCACUAAAGAGGAGCCCAGAGUCCCGCCCAUCCGGAUUCAACUUUCACGUAUCAAACCACCCUGGGUGGUUAAAGGUCAGCCCGCUUACCAAAUAUGCCCCCGCAUCGUCCCCAUCACGGAUCCCUCCAGUCGGGGCCGGGCUGGUGCCAGGACCCUCGCAGACAUUAAAGCCCGUGCUCUGCAGGCCCGAGCCCAGCGAGAGGCGGCCACCACUGCCAUCGGAGGGGGGGGUGGCCCGGGUGGAGGUGGCAGCGGGGCCACCGAUGAGGGAGGUGGCAGAGGCAGCGGCAGUGGUGAUGGUGGUGAGGCCUGUGGCCACCCUGAGCCCAGGGGAACCCCGAGCACCCCUGGAGAGUGUGCGUCAGAUCUACAGCGAACACAACUACUGCCGUCUUGUUCUCUAAAUGGAGAGCAUUCCCAGGCUGGGACUACUGCAUCUGGAGCCGGAAGAGAGGACCUGGUUUCUCUCAGAAGGGUUGAAAGCUGCCUCCGACAGCCGAUUCUGGAUGUCCUCACAAGCGAGCUGGACAUUAUCUCCCAACUCCCUGUUGCUCCUACUGGGGUCCAGCCGUGCCAGGCCUUGCCCCAACUGUCCUCCAAAACCCUAGUAUCUGAGAGACUGGUCGAGCAGCCUGUGUUGCAUCUAGAUGUUAGAACUGAAUGUGGGUCUAAUGCCACUUCCUGGGAAAGGGAUCCUGAGGAGCGAGGAUCCACUCUUCUCUCAGAGAAUGGUCCUGUCCAGUCUCUAUUAGGGGAUAGUGUAUUGCAAGAAGGCACUGGCCAGGCUCUAGACGGUAAUCCCACUGUGAAGGAUCCUGUAAAUGUGACCCCUGUUUCCACCCCUGGAUCGUCAUUGGCUGAUAGCCUGCAGGACAGACCAUUCGAUGACGAAUUAGGACUUGGUAACUCAUGCCCACCCAUGAGGGAAAGUAAUACUAGGCAAGAAGACUUGAAAACUGAGGCUCUUGUUUCUGACAGUGUAACUCCUUGGAUGCCCAACCUUUUGAAUGACAAGGGAGUGGUGAAACAACCUGACCCCAGCUCUAGAGAAAAUACAUCAUCUGCUGAGCAACAGGUUGGAGAAGAGUGGGAGACAGCUGCUCCCCACAUACCUGCCCUGCCUGGGAGGUUGACAACCGAGGAGGGUCUAGAUCCUCCUGACAACCUUCCUGUACUCUGGGCAGUGCCAUCUCGAGGCAGCAUCUACAAACAAGUCCCAGUUGAAAAGCUUAAAAUCAAUGGUGAGUCUGAAGCACCGAGUCCUCACAGUGAAACCACAGAUACAGCUUCUGACUUUGAAGGCAGCCUCACUGAGGACAGCAGUGAGGCAGACCCUGGGGAAGCCACAGUGAACAAGAGACCCUCAGUUGUGGACAAGGAUGAAAAACAUAGUUGGAACCAGUCCAGCUCACUCUCCAAAAUGAAUGGUGGUCCGGGUCUGGUUACAAGGACAGAUGGGAUGGUUGCUCCUCAGAGCUGGGUGUCUCGUGUAUGUGCGGGCCCCCAAAAGAUCCCAGAGUCCCUGCUGCUGGCCAGUACCGAGUACCAGCCGAGGCCCGUGUGCCUGGACAGGCCCAGAUCCUUGGUGGAGGCCACUAACCCACUUGUGAUGCAGUUGCUGCAGGGUAAUUUGCCACUAGAGAAGGUUCUUCCUCCAGCCCAUGGUGGCAGCAAACCAGAAUCCCUUCAACUACCACUUAAAAAAGAGCAGAGCCCUGGUGGCCCCUUGGGGAUGGGAUCUUUGCCUGGUCCUGGAGAAGACAGCCUCACAGUUGGUAAAAGUGGCCCCAGUUCUUUGAGAGCUUUGAAGGAGCCUCUUCUGCAUGAGAUUCAUGAAGCCAGCACUGGUCUUACCAGGCUAGAGGCCACCCAGGCUCCUGGAGCACCCCAAAAGAUUUCCAAGAUAGUCCCAAGUUCAGACUCCCUACGUCCAGUGACAAGUCCGGUGGCUUCCUCUGGGAAACUGGAAGAAAUGGAUUCCAAAGAGCCAUUCUCUUCCUUUAGUUUUGAGGAUCAGAAGGAAACCCAGGACCUGUCCCAGUGCAGUAACUCCAGUGCUGCUCCAGGCAGAAGUCCAGGGACACUCACUACCUCGAGAGCCCCGAGCUUCUCAUUUCCAAAUGCCAUCUCCUUUGGUUCAGACCAAGCAAGUCGGUCUUUGGGGGAGCAGAACAGUGUGGGAGGCCAAGGGAAGAAGCUCUUUGGCUCUAGGAAUGUGGCUGCAACCCUUCAGUGCCCCAGGCCUGUGGACCCAGAACCGUUACCUGCCGAUGCCCCUUCUGUUGUUCCCAGUAGGAAGUUGGGGCCAAGCAAAAGCUCUGUGUCUGGCGGGGUGCAGACUGCAAGGGAAGACUGGGCUCCAAAGCCGACUUCUGCCUCCACUGGCAGCAUCAAGACUGAGAAGACUUUUGCAGGGGGCCCACUCAAGAUAAAUGCAGAGAACAGAAAAACUGUUGGCCAUAGUCCUCUAGAGCUGAUGGAUCAUUUGCAAGGGAUGCCCUUUGUCAUGGACCUACCCUUCUGGAAGUUACCCCGAGAGCCUGGGAAAGGGCUCAGUCAGCCUCUGGAGCCUUCUUCCAUCCCCUCCCAACUCAGCAUCAAGCAGGCAUUUUAUGGGAAGCUUUCUAAACUCCAGCUAAGUUCCACCAGCUUUAAUUAUUCCUCUAGCUCUCCCGGCUUUCCCAAAGGCCUUGCUGGAAGCGUGGUGCAGCUGAGCCACAAAGCAAACUUUGGUGCGAGCCACAGCGCAUCACUCUCCUUGCAGAUGUUCACUGACAGCAGCACAGUGGAAAGCAUCUCGCUCCAGUGUGCGUGCAGCCUGAAAGCCAUGAUCAUGUGCCAAGGCUGUGGUGCGUUCUGUCACGAUGACUGUAUUGGACCCUCAAAGCUCUGUGUAUUGUGCCUUGUGGUAAGAUAAUAAAUUAUGGCCAUGGGAAAAGUUGUAUAUUUAGUGUGUGUAUUUUGAUAAUGAUUGAUCUAAAAUCUGUAUACAGAAUAUCAUUGAUAUAAUGAUCUCUGUCUCUAGGCAAGAGCACCCUUGCCUCACCUUAAAAUUUACAGUGCUAAAGCCCCUCACUUAAUCGACCCUGUGGGGUGACCCAUUGGGCUGCCCAAGGCCAGCCAAUCCAAACUUUUACACAGACAUCUGAGCCUGAUUUAGCACGGCAGCCUGCCUGACACCCAGAGGGACUUGAAACAGAAGCAAGAAGGUUGUGCCCUCCCCCAAAGGACCCAGCCAACCUGAACUGAGCAGAAAUGUCAGUCUUCCACUGCCCACUCCCUGCCACCUUCUGCUGCUUCAUUUGGGAAAGUGGCCAGGACAGGGUUAAAGUAACUCCCAGCAUUGCCCACCAGGGGGCUGGAGCAGCUGCUGACCUCUGGGUCACAGUUCAGUCAUUUACCCGUUGUUGGAGCCAGUUUGAGCUUUGGUUCCGCUUCAGAAGCCAACUUGGAGCUUCACUAUGAUCUGCUAACCCGCAGGAUGUUUUGGAGCCUUGAAUAGACCUUCCUGGACAAUGGGGCUGGGGAACGGUGGUGUCUUUCCUCUGGCAAUGUCAUCUGUAGACCUUGAAGUCAGAUGUCCAGAAGUUUGGCAGGGGAAUUCCUUCACCUGAUACCCUCACCCUCCCUGUCACUUUGGACUUGAUGGGAGUGGGCAUCUCCACACACCUGUGUACGUGAAAGUCAUUUUACAUUUCAAAGCAGUGUGUGUUUCUUAUUUUUAUAUUUUUAACUCUAUUCUUGGAUGUAUAAAGUGAACUUUUUGGCUUCUGUAAGUAUGCUCUAUGCACCUCUAAUGUUUUAUCAUGUAUUUAUAUGUUGUACACAGUACUGGCCAAUUCUGUAAAUGGAUGUAUUGUACAGAGAACAUGAACGUCUCUUCCUUAUUUUACGUCUUCAGCAACGUUGCAUUAAAGUGGUGUCAUUUACUUAUCUA
This is a messenger RNA of Loxodonta africana (African savanna elephant), 10161 nucleotides long. It is a transcript of the gene ASXL1, whose product is annotated as ASXL transcriptional regulator 1. Gene Ontology annotation, cellular component: PR-DUB complex. Gene Ontology annotation, biological process: animal organ morphogenesis; positive regulation of transcription by RNA polymerase II. The coding region runs from base 4543 to 9141 and encodes 1532 amino acids. The record is from RefSeq and is a predicted model, not a curated record. Gene Ontology annotation, molecular function: chromatin binding; peroxisome proliferator activated receptor binding; DNA binding. Lineage: Eukaryota; Metazoa; Chordata; Mammalia; Proboscidea; Elephantidae. The transcript is spliced from 12 exons.